CAGUCAGGACACUGAAUAUAAACUGAACAAGUCAAUCGACGGUCUUUCAUUUCAUUCCCACAUCCAUCAUGUCUGGACUAAUUUGGACUGAAUUACACUUGACAUCAAUCUGAAGUGAACAUAAUCGCAGUGACAGGCUCGCAUCUUUCUCCUCCUCCUCCCCCGUUAUCCGCCGGUCACCCACAUGAGCGCGAGACCGCGAGGAUGAGGAGGAGAGCGCGCGCGCGCUCGGAGAUUACCGCGUGAGUGAAGUCAAAGAAGAGAGACCGGAGGGAUUAACCUGCGAAAACUACAAGAAAACAUGAAUUAAAAAAAAAAAAACGCGGCGCUGGUAAUAUCGUGUUAAAGAUGGGUGUUUUCGGAGAAUAAAAAAAAGGAAGAGAGAACGGAACGCGCGCUUAAUUACCGCCAAAACACGAAGUGACCUCGAGCAGAAGACAGGUUUAAGGCAAAUAAUACGUUUACAGAUUAGAUAUUUGUUUCAUUAAGUGUGUGAGAUACAUCGAGGCCUGUGCGUCGUCCGUUAGGAUGCCGAUCCCCAAUCUUUCAGAGUAAAUGGGGAACGUUGUUCUGUCGCAUCAUUGAAGACAGCAGCACAAACACGCUGAAGAUCAAAUACAAUAUGGGAAGCAACCGAGCCAACAGGUACAGCAUUGUGUCUCCUGACGAGGAGGCACUGAAGAUCUCCACCCUCGGCCUCCACAACGGCCACGGCUCUGGCCGGCUGCACUCCCCCGGAGAAGCGGAGGGUCCGAGCGCGGCAGCACUGGCGAUGGGCACUGGCUACAAUGGGAGGAUCUCCACGUCUGGCCGAGGCCAGCUGCGCAGCCGCUUCGUCAAGAAGAACGGCCAGUGCAACGUGGUCUUCACCAACAUGGACGACAAGCCGUGGCGGUACCUGGCAGACAUCUUCACAACGUGCGUGGACAUCCGCUGGCGGUACCUGCUAAUGGUCUUCUGCUCCACUUUCUUGGUGUCCUGGUUCAUCUUUGGCUUGAUCUUCUACAGUGUUUCUCUGGCUCACGGGGACUUCGAUAAUGAUCGUGGCAGUGGCGGGAAGCAGUGGAAACCAUGUUUGCUGCAUGUGGAGGGAUUUGUAGGGGCCUUCCUGUUCUCCAUUGAGACCCAAACCACUAUUGGCUACGGCUGGCGCUGCGUGACCGAAGAGUGUCCCGUAGCGAUCGUGACGGUGGUGGUGCAAUCGAUUGUUGGAUGCAUCAUUGAUUCCUUCAUGAUUGGCACCAUCAUGGCCAAAAUGGCACGUCCAAAGAAGAGGAACCAAACCUUGCUUUUUUCCCAGAACGCAGUGAUUGCGCUGCGCGACGGGAAGCUGUGCUUGAUGUGGCGAGUUGGGAACCUUCGGCGGAGCCACAUUGUUGAGGCUCACGUCCGGGCGCAGCUCAUCCGACCCUACGUGACGGCUGAAGGCGAGUUCAUCCCGCUUGAACAGAUGGAUCUAAAUGUGGGCUACGAUGAAGGCACUGAUCGCCUCUUCUUAGUGUCGCCUUUGGUCAUUGUGCACGAGAUCGACGAGGACUCGCCGCUUUGGACCAUGAGCCGAGCAGACCUCGAGUCCGAUGACUUUGAGAUCGUGGUAAUCCUGGAGGGAAUGGUGGAAGCGACGGCCAUGACCACGCAAACCCGAAGUUCCUACCUCUCCCGUGAGAUCCUUUGGGGUCACCGAUUCGAGCCCGUCAUCUUUGAGGACCGCGACCGCUACAAGGUCGAUUACGCUCACUUCCACAAAACCUACGAGGUUCCCUCGACGCCUGCCUGCAGCGCUAAGGAGUUGAAAGAACUGACUGGGCGCCGUUCGUCCACUUCGUCCCGUUCCGAGACGCCGGACAGCCGCUGCCACCGCGGGGCCCAAACGCUCUUCCCACCGCACUCACCCAGCGCCUUCUGCUACGAGAACGAGGUGGCGCUGUGCUGCGGAGAAGACGAGGAGGAGCGGACGGGCGAGAAUCUGACCGGGGUUCCCACAGACUUCCAGAAAAUGUUCCAGGACUCGGCCACGAUGACCUCCGGCAGCAACAUGCUCUGCGUAUUAGACAUGGACAAUCAGAUUGAGUUUGACAUUCUGCAGACUGCCAUACCGCUCGACCCCAUGACUUACAAGAGCGAGUCUGAGAUAUGACAUUCCCACAAGUAAAUACAUUUAUAUUUAUUUAACCACCUUUACAAAAAUAA
Ctenopharyngodon idella (grass carp) is the source of this 2190-nucleotide messenger RNA. RefSeq names its product ATP-sensitive inward rectifier potassium channel 12-like. The record is from RefSeq and is a predicted model, not a curated record. Lineage: Eukaryota; Metazoa; Chordata; Actinopteri; Cypriniformes; Xenocyprididae. The transcript is spliced from 3 exons. Gene Ontology annotation, molecular function: inward rectifier potassium channel activity. Gene Ontology annotation, biological process: potassium ion import across plasma membrane; regulation of monoatomic ion transmembrane transport. The coding region runs from base 623 to 2137 and encodes 504 amino acids. Gene Ontology annotation, cellular component: plasma membrane.